Actinia tenebrosa (Australian red waratah sea anemone) is the source of this 803-nucleotide messenger RNA. Its product is annotated as dynein regulatory complex protein 12-like. Lineage: Eukaryota; Metazoa; Cnidaria; Anthozoa; Actiniaria; Actiniidae. The record is from RefSeq and is a predicted model, not a curated record.
AGUAUAUGACGUCGUGAACUUGCGGUCACCCUAUGGUUUUAGGCUUUCUUGACAACAGACUCGAAGGACAACAAUCGAAGGAAUCAACAAUUGAGAAUAUUUGGCUUUUUGACUCAAAAUGCCUCCAAAAAAGAAGAAGGGGAAGGGAAAAAAGAAAAAGAAGAAGGAUGAAAAGACUGAAUUGACGGUAGAGGACAAAUACAAAAGAACAAUUCAGGAAAUCGAAUGCUUAAGAGAUGAACUUGCUUCUAGAACUGAGAUAACACGAAGAGCAAAGGAUACGACUCUCAGGAUGAAGGAAAAGAUGCUGGAGGCACAGGAUACUGUUGAAGCAGAGAAACAGAACAAACUGGAUAUUUCUUCAGAUCUAACGAGACAGUACAAGACCAUGCAGUCUGAAAUGGCUCUUAGGAUACACAUGCUGGAACAGACUGUUACUAAGCUACGAGACAAUUUAGCCAAGUCUGAAGAGGAACUUCGUAGGACAAGAAAAGAAUUCGAAGACAUGAAGAAAGAAAAGGAUCAGACUAUCGCAGAGCUGAAAUUUAAGAUAGAGCACAUGGAAUCAGUUUAUGAAAGUAUUCUACAUGAUGCUUUUGAUAGAAUGUCUGCAAAAGUAGAAGACGCAAGAGGAAAAUGGCAGACACAGGCUUUAGAAACACAAGAAAAGAAUAAACAGUUAUUACUGGAGUUUGGACUCAACCCUUUAGAAAUUUAACCAAAACUAGACUGUAGAAAAUAUUCUUGCCUUUCAUCGAUAUUAACUAUGCUUUCAUCAAUCUAUAUUUAUUGGGUCCUUCAUG